UUUUCUGACGGAGAUCACCACUAUAUAAGACUGACUGUUCUUGCUUAUUGUUAAUUCACUCCUGAAUUCCAUCUGCGAACCAACUACAAGCGAAUAGCCAUGAAGACUAUUGUGGUAGCCAUUGUGGUUGCGCUAGCAUGCGCCGUGUCGGCCCAGUUUCCUGCUGGCUGGAACUACGAUCCAUUCAAAUACUAUCCUUAUUCAGCUCUCCAGCCACCAGCACAAGAAACAGCCGAAGUCGCCGCAGCUCGUCGUGCUCACAUGGCCGCUCACGCCCCAGCUGCUCGUGGUAAACGCUUCGUCCCGUCAGAAACUCCAGAAGUCUGGGCUGCCAAAGUAGAACAUUAUCGCGCCCAUUCCGCCGCUGCCGCAGCCAACGGAGUCGUUUCAUCUCUUCCACCUUUGUACACUGCUGAGGUUGCUGCUGCUCGUGCCGCUCAUAUGGCAGCUCUUGCUCAUGCCACCGCAAGAGGCCGAAGAUCCAUCCCGGACACUCCCGAAGUUUGGGCUGCUAAGGUCGAACAUUACCGUGCUCAUUCUGCUGCCGCCGCUGCCAAUGGAGUCAUUUCGACGCUCCCUCCUCUGGAACCGCAACUGCCAGUCUGGGGCCCUCCUCAGCCCGUCCAGGAUACUCCCGAAGUAGCUGCGGCUCGUGCUGCUCAUAUGGCCGCUCUCGCUGCCGCCCGUGGUAAGAGGUCCGUGCAAGAUACUCCCGAAGUGAAAGCCGCUACUCUUGAACACUACCGUCUGUACACCGCAGCUGCCGCUGCUAACGGAGUCGUCGCUUACUUGCCCGCACGAUAUGCCGACAUGCCGAAUGCUCUUCCGCAGCAGGUCCAGGAUACCCCUGAUGUUGCCGCUGCCAAAGCCGAAUUUGCACGCGCAUAUGCCCUGGCCCUGGCACGAGGCUAAUGUCCAUCUCUGCUAUUUCUGAGGACAAUUAAAAAAAAAGAACCUUACGUAACGUUUCGAAAUGCAACUGAUGAUUGUCGAUGGUUUUUGUAUACAAAUGAGUGGUGGAUUAUUGGAGGAUUAACGAAGACACAAAUAGAUUUUUCCUUUCUUUUUUAUAAA
This is a messenger RNA of Daphnia carinata, 1074 nucleotides long. RefSeq names its product cuticle protein 18.7-like. Lineage: Eukaryota; Metazoa; Arthropoda; Branchiopoda; Diplostraca; Daphniidae. The record is from RefSeq and is a predicted model, not a curated record. The transcript is spliced from 2 exons. Bases 100 to 912 code for a protein of 270 amino acids.